This is a messenger RNA of Colletotrichum truncatum, 1647 nucleotides long. Its product is annotated as cation efflux protein/zinc transporter. Lineage: Eukaryota; Fungi; Ascomycota; Sordariomycetes; Glomerellales; Glomerellaceae. Gene Ontology annotation, molecular function: zinc ion transmembrane transporter activity. The record is from RefSeq and is a predicted model, not a curated record. Gene Ontology annotation, biological process: intracellular zinc ion homeostasis; zinc ion import into Golgi lumen. Gene Ontology annotation, cellular component: cytoplasmic vesicle; Golgi apparatus; membrane.
AUGGCAUCGUCCUACGCCUUGCCAUCCUCCGCCCUUCCGCACGCUCACCAUCAUCACAUGCACUCCCACUCCCACUCGCCGCCGUCCCUCAAUGCGUUGAAGUCGACAAUGUCCAACGGCGGGCUGCAUACCCACAGCCAGAGCCAAGACUCGGCCGGCAACAGCCACGUACACGAUCACGAUCACUCCCAUAGUCACAAUGGCCACGCCCAUGGCCAUCCACACAGUCGAGCGAACUCGAGCCAUUCUUUACACUCUCGAGAAAGGGCGCCACCCCGAUCGCUCGCGUCAAUGGACGGCUGGAAAACAGACGUCACCCCGAGCGGGCGCCAACUCCUGACGCCUACAAGUGGUUCCUUCUCGGGGGCUUUCCAGCCUCUCGACAGCACAUCGAUAAGAGAACAUGACCAUGACCACGAUCAUAUCCACGGUGAUCAUGGCCAUGACCAUGACCACAGUCACAGUCAUUGUCACGGCCACGGCCACGACCACAGCCACAGCCAUGCCCACGGCCAUGCCCACAGCCAUGCACACGAUCACUCGAAACCCUCCCUAUUCACCAGGAUUAUUCUCCAAUACACACCAGCAGUUCCAUUUCUGCAUACGAUUGUCGCGGAAAAGGACUCAAGGAGAAUCUUCUACUUCAUGACGCUCAAUUUUGGCUUCAUGGCUGUUCAAGCGUUCUACGGCUACGUUACCGACUCACUGGGCUUGCUCAGCGACACGAUCCACAUGUUUUUCGAUUGUUUCGCCCUCUUCGUCGGUCUCUGCGCCGCGGUUACAAGCAAGUGGCCCCAGAGCCAGCGAUUUCCUUUUGGUCUUGGGAAGAUCGAGACAUUGAGUGGUUUCGCCAAUGGCAUUUUGCUGAUGCUAUUGAGUGUAGAGAUUAUCGUAGAAGCGUUCGAACGGAUAUGGGAAGGCCAACAACUUCAUCGUCUCAAGGAGUUGCUCAUUGUCAGUUUUCUGGGCGGAGUGAUUAACCUGCUGGGUCUGUGGGGUUUCGGCCACCAUCACCACGGCCAUGACCACUCCCAUGGCCAUUCGCAUUCGCACGGCGGGCACGAUCAUGAUCAUGCACAUGACCACUCCCACGGCAAGAAGCACAGCCACGCACACUCCCAUCACAAUGACAACAUGGAGGGCAUUUUCUUGCACGUCCUUGCCGAUACCAUGGGCAGUGCGUCAGUGGUGCUCUCGACAAUCCUCACGUACUAUACUGGAUGGACGUUCUGGGAUCCCUUGGCAUCUUGCGCUAUCGCGAUCCUUAUUUUCCUGGCGGCGAUACCCCUUAUCAAGUCUUCGGCACGCAACUUGCUUCUCAACAUCCCUGAUGAUGUCGAGUACAACUUGCGCAACACCCUCGCCGGUAUUCUGCAACAGAAAGGAGUUGUCAACUACUCAGUGCCCAAGUUUUGGAUGGACGACCGCAGCAGCGAGGACACAGGCGACAAGCUGCAGGGCAUAGUACACGUUGUGGCGGGCCGAGGGGCUAGUCUGGAUGAGGUACGCGAUCGGGUGCGCGAGUACCUCCUCAAGCACUCGAUGGACAUUGUAGUCCAGGUUGAGCGAGAAGGAGACGCCGGCUGCUGGUGCGGUGUUGGACGAUCGACGGGGCUGGCCACGACGCCGCUGAAGAGGAGCUUUUAG